Calliphora vicina (urban bluebottle blowfly) is the source of this 2774-nucleotide messenger RNA. RefSeq names its product facilitated trehalose transporter Tret1. The coding region runs from base 150 to 2471 and encodes 773 amino acids. Lineage: Eukaryota; Metazoa; Arthropoda; Insecta; Diptera; Calliphoridae. Gene Ontology annotation, biological process: transmembrane transport. The record is from RefSeq and is a predicted model, not a curated record. Gene Ontology annotation, cellular component: membrane. The transcript has 7 exons. Gene Ontology annotation, molecular function: transmembrane transporter activity.
AUAAUAAUAAAUAACAAACCCAAAUAAUAAAUAAAUACAUAUAAAAAUGCCAAAAAUUAUCAACACCUUAUUAGAGUAAAAAUAAUAAUAAAAAAUAAAAGCAAUUAUAAUUAAAACAAUUUAAAUUAUUUUAAACACAUCACACCAUUAUGGAUAUGAAUAAAUCAGCAGAUAUAAAAAAUGGUUCGGUUAAUGAUCGUCCAUUGUUUAUGCAAAACGGCAAUCGUGGUUUCUCGACGAAUGAUUCACAGGAAAUCAGUAAUUUCAGACAAGCAUUACCACAAUUUUUAGCCGUCAGUGUUAAAAACAUUUUACUUUUUGUUUAUGGCAUGACAUUGGGCUUCCCGACAAUUGUUAUACCCGCCAUACAAGGAGGUGAUGGCAGAGAACCCAGUGACAUCGUAUUAAAUAAAGAUGAAAUUUCAUGGUUUAGUUCCAUAAAUUUGAUAUGUGUGCCGUUGGGCUGUUUAUUUUCGGGUUUAUUAACUCAACCCAUUGGCAAAAGAAGAGCUAUGCAGAUUGUUAAUUUACCCAUACUAGCAUCAUGGCUGCUGUUUCAUUUCUCCACCAAAACUGAACAUUUGUAUGCGGCCUUGUGUUUAAGCGGCUUAGGUGGUGGUCUAAUGGAGGCACCGGUUCUAACGUAUGUAGCUGAAAUUACUGAACCCAAGUAUCGUGGUAUUUUAUCAGCUUUGGGAUCAACAUGUGUCAUUACAGGUGUUUUCAUACAGUUCAUAAUGGGCUCUUUAAUGGAUUGGCGUACAAUAGCAGCUGUAAGUUCUGUUUUUCCCGUUAUAUCAAUAAUCUCCUUGUGCUUUGUGCCUGAGUCACCCACUUGGCUAAUACGCGAACAAAGAUUUCGAGAAGCUAUUAAAGCCUUGCAAUGGCUGCGCGGUUGGGUGUCCGAGCAACAUAUCGAAGAAGAAUUUAAUAGACUGUACGAUGAGUUAAUAACCCAGCCUGCUUUGGAAGAGCAAGCGGAACAGGUUCGUCAGCAAGAGGCGGGCGGCAAAACAUUUUUCACCCGUUUCCGAAUGUUUAAGAAGCGCUCAUUUCUAGUGCCAUUUUUGUUGGUGGCUUUUACCUUCUUUGUGGGUCAUUUUUCGGGUAAAACCUCUUUGCAAACCUAUGCAGUACAAAUAUUCCAUACCCUUAAGGCUCCCAUUAAUAAAUAUCAUGCGACCAUAUUAUUGGGGGUGGCCGAAAUGAUUGCCACUAUAUUGUGUGUAUUUCUUAUACAUUUUACGGGUAAAAGGCCUUUGGUUUUAAUAUCAACAGUUGGUGUGGCCCUGUGUUGGUUUGGUACAGCCACAUAUGCCCAUUAUCUGAAGGUAGUACCCGGUUUUGCUAUCAACAACGUAGUGGUGAAUGCCUCCUCACUUGUGAACAAAGAUAAUAUAAUUUCAAGUGAUAACAUAACGAAAAUAUUCGAAAGUGAAGAAAAGGCAUUGCUGCUAAAAGCACCAAUGGAAAUGGAUAUUGAAAUGACCACUUUAAGUUCUUUUGGAGACAUGACAGCUAACACACAAAAUCGUUCAAGAAGACAAUUAGCAGCUGAAGUAUUGAACACUACUUUGGAACCUUAUAACAUAACAUUUGUGGAUUUGAAAGAUUUAGAUUACAACGACAGUACAUCAAAUUACACCGAGUCAACGCCUCAAUUUGAUUUUGAGGAUUCAAAUGAAAAUGAGGACAAAUUAACCACCACUAUUAUGCCUGAAACUGAAGUUUUGGUUUCAUCAACUACUACGAGCUCGACCAGCACAACAACAACAACGCCAAAGCCCAGUUUGCCAUCAUCAAAAGAUCAGUCUUCCAUAUCUAAAGAGAUUCUAUUGAAAAUUCCCCAACAGGAGAAAAACAACCUAGUAUGGAUUCCUCUAAUCUUACUAUUAGGAGCAGCAUUCUUUGCUCACUUUGGUAUACGUAUGAUUCCCUGGAUAUUGAUAGGCGAGGUAUUUCCAGCACCUGUACGCAGUACAGCUUCUGGUUUGGUUAGUGGUCUGGGCUAUAUAUUUGGCUUUUUGGCCAACAAACUAUUUUUGCAAAUGUUGACUACUCUAACACUGCCAGGAACUUUUUGGUUUUAUUCGGUGGUAGCCUUUGUGGGAGCAAUAACGUUAUAUUUCACAUUGCCAGAGACGGAAGGCAGAACACUGGGAGAAAUUGAAGCACAUUUUUCGAAAAAAUCCGACAAAAAUCUUCUAUGCAAAAAGCAGCAAAAAUUAGAGAGACUGCAAAAACAACAGCGAAACCAACAAAACUGUCCCAUGCACAUGGAUAAUUUGGAAAACUUACAAAUACCCAUUGGUCCCUACACGGAGGCAAAAAUCAUACAACUACAACAAAGCGAUUUCAUACCGAAACACAGUAGCAGUAGUAAUGGUAAUAACAACAACAUUAACAAUAACGGUAAUCAAGGCGGCAUUACCAACAUGGCGUAUGAAGAGAACAACACUACUCAUUUAUAGUUUGUUUAAUAUGUAAAUAUUUAUAUGUAUGUUUGAAUGUGGGAGCAUCAAAUUAAUUAGUUUAGACUUGUCUACUUUUAAGUAUUAUGUGGACCAUAAUUCCAUUUCCUUACGGAAGAAAAACCUACUACUACACAAAAUUUGAUUUAACUAAACCAUAAUUAAGUGCCACAAAAUAGAUUUAUUGUUGUGUAUAGAAAUAAAGUGAAAAUGCAUCAACAACAAAAAUUGUGAUUAAUUUUAAGAAAAUAAUAAUAAAUAAUGUAAUAAAAUAAUUUUGUACAAAAUUUAAAAACAAAUAAA